AUGUCAGUAGAAGCACUGAAGGGGUCUUUUAAAAAAUUAAUCCUGGAAAAAAACAUUUGUUUUCUGUGUAAAAUUGCGUGUUUCUUCUAUGUUCAAAUCAUUUUAUUCCUUACAGGUUUUCACAGAGAUGGCUCUUUGACGCAUGACAUAUUCCAAAGACAGAGGGUAGUACCGGAAAGAGACAGAAGAAAUGCAGAAUGGCAUGGUCUGGAAACAUAUGCAGAUGAACUGAGAAAUCUAAAUGAUCCAAGCCUUCACCACACAGCUGAGGGCAAGGGAUCGUGUUCCACUUGGGGCAAUGGGCAUUUCUCAACCUUUGACAACUACCUGUAUGAUUUCUCUGGGACCUGCAACUACAUUUUUGCCACUGUGUGUGAUGAAAUCUCCCCGGACUUCAACAUCCAGUUCCGACGUGGUCCAAACAACAAAAUUGCAAGAAUCAUAAUUGAACUGGAAGCCACAGUUAUCAUGAUUGAAAAUGGUGUCAUAUCAGUCAAAGACGUUGGUAUAAUCAGAUUGCCAUAUACCAGGAAUGGAAUUCAGAUUACACCUUUUGGAUGCAUCACUCGCCUAGUAGCCAAGCUGAUGGAAAUUGAUCUGGCUGUUUUCUGGGACAACAAUGACUACCUUAUGGUUUUGAUUGAGGAAAAAUACAUGGGAAGAACAUGUGGACUUUGUGGGAACUUUGAUGGGCAAGAAUUAAAUGAGUUUCUGAAUGAAGGUCAGCUCCUAGAUCCACAAGAGUAUGUUGCUUUACAAAAACUUGAUGAUCCAACAGAGAUCUGUCCAUUUGAGGAAAUGGUAACUCCUAAUGUUCCUCACAAGAAAUAUGCCAGGAUCUGCUCCCAACUUCUGAGUGUUGUGUCUCCAUCUUGCAAUAUCACAAAGAAAGGCUUUGUCAUCCGUUGCCAGCUUGACAUGCAAAGCUGCAGAGAUCCAGGGCAGAAAAACUGUGUUUGUGCAACUCUUUCUGAAUAUUCCCGGCAGUGUGCCAUGUCCCAUCAGGAAGUGUCUGAUUGGAGGAAUGCUGAUUUCUGCUCUCUGGGAAAAUGUCCAGCUAACAAAAUCUACAAAGAAUGUGGGUCUCCCUGUCUCAGAACAUGUUCUAAUCCAGAAUACACUUGUUCCAGCUACUGUACAUAUGGCUGUUUCUGUCCAGAAGGUACUGUUUUGGAUGAUAUUUCAAGAAAUAGAACAUGUGUUCCUGUUGAACAGUGUCCAUGUACACUAAAUGGAAAAAAAUAUGCUCCUGGUGAAGUCAUGGAAGCAGUAUGUAGAAGCUGUAAAUGCUCAAUGGGCCAGUGGAGCUGUACAGAACUACCAUGUCCUGGCAGAUGUUCAUUGGAAGGAGGUUCCUUUGUCACCACUUUUGAUUCCAGACCAUAUCGCUUUCAUGGAGUUUGCACUUACAUUAUUAUGAAGAGCCCCAUGUUACCACAUAAUGGAACACUGAUGGCUGUGUAUGAGAAGUCUGGAUAUUCCAGUUCAGAGACAUCCCUGACAGCUAUCAUUUACGUCUCAGGAAAUGACAAAAUUGUGAUUUCUAAAAAUGAAAUUUUAAUAGAUGAUAAAGAAAUUAAGUGGCUGCCUUAUAAAUCAGGGGACAUCACCAUCUUCAGGCAGUCAUCUACUCACAUUCAAAUGGUCACUCCCUUUGGACUGGAAAUUGUUUUUCAAAUUUUCCCACUAUUUCAAGCUUUUGUUAAAGCUGAACUGCACUUUAGAGGCAACACAAGAGGGCUGUGUGGUAACUACAACGGAGAAACAGCGGAUGACUUUAUGACAAGCAUGGAUAUUAUUGAAGGAACAGCACCACUUUUUGUGGAUUCUUGGAGGGCGGGACAUUGUUCCCCUGCCAUUGAAAGAGACACAGAUCCUUGUUCUAUGAGCCAGUUAAAUAAAAUGUGUGCAGAAACCCACUGCUCCGUUCUUACAAAGAAGGAUACAAUAUUUGCAAAAUGUCAUAUCGCUGUGAAUCCUAUUCCAUUUUACAAGAGAUGUGUCUACCAAGCCUGUAACUAUGAAGAGACUUUUCCAUACAUUUGCUCUGCCCUGGCAUCAUACGCUCACGCAUGUGCUUCAAUGGGACUGCUUCUUGGGAACUGGCGGAGUACUGUAGACAACUGUACCAUUGCAUGUACUGGUAAUCAGACAUUCAGCUACAACACUCAAGCUUGUGAUCGGACAUGUCUGUCCCUUUCCAAUCGAGAAUUAGAGUGCCAUUCUGCUGACAUCCCCAUUGAUGGCUGCAAUUGUCCCAAAGGAACUUACCUGAACUACAGAAAUCAGUGUGUCCGUAAAUCCCAGUGUCCUUGCUACUUGAAAGACAGGAAGUUUAUUCAGGCAGACCAGUCAACCAUAAUCGGUGGAAUCACCUGCUACUGCAUUAAUGGGAAUCUGAGUUGUACUGGCAGACCUAUAGAUCCUGAAGAAAACUGCAGGCCCCCCAAAAAAUACAUUUCAUGUUCCUCCAACUCAGGAAGCAAGUACGGAGCUGCAUGUGCACCAACUUGCCAAAUGCUGGCUACUGGAAUUCAAUGUGUCCCCAGCAAAUGUGAGUCAGGGUGUGUUUGUGAUGCCGGACUAUAUGAGAAACUGGAUGGUACAUGUGUACCACCUGAUGAGUGCCCUUGUGAAUAUGGUGGCAUCUCAUAUGAAAAAGGAGAACAAAUUCAGACUGAAUGCAAGACCUGCACCUGUGCCAGAGGAAAAUGGAAAUGUAUCCAAAAUACCAAAUGCUCAUCAACAUGCAGUCUCUAUGGGGAAGGGCAUAUCAACACAUUUGAUGGACAGCGAUUUGUAUUUGAUGGCAACUGUGAAUACAUUUUAGCUAUGGAUGGCUGUGGCAUGGGUGGCUCUCCCCACACUUUUAAAAUAGUGACUGAGAAUGUUGUCUGUGGAAACACUGGAAUCACCUGUACCAGGGCAUUCAAGAUUCACCUUGGGAAUUUGACUAUCACUUUGGCAGAUAGAACAUACACUGUGUCUGGUUGGAAUCCUCAAACGGAGUUUUUCAUAGAAGAAAAUGCCCUCUUCCUGUAUACUGAGAUCACAAUAACUGACAAAUAUGAUAUAAUCCUUGUCUGGAACAGACACAUGAACUUAUUCAUCAAAAUUUCCAGAGAAACAAAGGAUAACCUCUGUGGUCUAUGUGGUAAUUACAAUGGAAAUAUACGAGAUGAUUUUGAAACCCGAACUCGAUAUGUGGCAUCCAAUGAGCUGGAAUUUGUGAAUUCCUGGAAGGAGAACCCAUUGUGUGGAGAUGUCUUCUUUGUGGCUGACCCAUGCAACAGGAAUCCUUAUCGCAAAGCCUGGGCAGAGAAAAAGUGCUCUAUUAUCAACAGUCAAGUAUUUGCUGCCUGCCACAGUAAGGUACACCGGAUGCCAUAUUAUGAAGCUUGUGUCCGUGAUUCAUGUGGAUGUGACACUGGAGGAGAUUGUGAAUGCAUGUGCGAUGCCAUUGCAGUGUAUGCAAAAGCUUGCUUAGAUGUUGGCGUAUGCAUUGAUUGGAGAACCCCUGACUUCUGUCCUGUUUAUUGUGACUACUUCAACUCCCAUAAGAAGAGUGGCAUGGUUGGCACCUAUUAUUAUUACGUUAAUGAAUUAAAUUGCACCUGGCAUUAUCGGCCCUGUAAAUGUCUAAACAUGUCAACAUCAGUAGGUGUCAAUAUUGAAGGAUGUUACAACUGCUCAGGGGAUGAAUACUAUAAUCCUAAAACAAAGUCCUGUGUGCCCUGUGGUAUUACACCACCAACACCCACACCAACAUUGACACCGACACCAACAGGUGAGUACAAUGUUUUCAAAUGUACGCUAAAAUUGCAUGAUACCUUUUAGCUUACGAGUCCUAGUUUUAGUCUUACAUGAAUGAGAUGGAUAGGUCUGAUCAUAGAAGGCUUUUGAUACAGUAAAAAAAAAAGUCCCAAAUAUGAAGAUUUUUUUCCCCUAAUUCUUCUCGC
Anolis carolinensis (green anole) is the source of this 3959-nucleotide messenger RNA. RefSeq names its product mucin 6, oligomeric mucus/gel-forming (gene muc6). Bases 1 to 3837 code for a protein of 1278 amino acids. Lineage: Eukaryota; Metazoa; Chordata; Lepidosauria; Squamata; Anolidae. Gene Ontology annotation, molecular function: protein binding. The record is from RefSeq and is a predicted model, not a curated record. Gene Ontology annotation, cellular component: extracellular matrix. The transcript has 30 exons.